CAGCAGCGUCGAGUCGAGCGACGCCGUUCACCGGUUCACAUUCUUCGGUCGUCUACGGUCGAAGGAAGUACGCGGCUUUUGUUUGUACUUGCAUUACGUACGUUUACGAUCGACGCGCAUCUACAAGCCCUGCUGCUGUCGUUUUCGGUGAAAAUCAGUGCGAUCAGGAUGUGGCGUGAACCUCCAGGAGGGGGGUGUAAAGCACCUACCUACAUCUUCGCUAUGAUUCUACUGGCUCUACUGGCAUUGACGAAUGUUGCUAUCGCUGAGGAUGAAUCUAUGGGACCCGUUUUCGUUAAGGAACCACCAAACAGAGUCGACUUUUCAAAUGGAACUGGAGCUGUCGUUGAAUGCCAGGCUAGAGGAAAUCCCCAACCGGACAUUAUCUGGGUUCGUGGAGAUGGCACUGCUGUUGGAGACGUUCCUGGAUUGAGACAGGUCCUACCGAAUGGAAAUUUGGUCUUCCCUCCUUUCCGUGCCGAGGAUUAUCGUCAAGAGGUUCAUGCUCAGGUUUACAGCUGUCUCGCACGUUCCCCAGCCGGUUCAGUUCACAGCCGAGAUGUUAAUGUAAGAGCCGUGGUCGGGCAGUACUUUGAAGUUCAGGUUUACGACCAGUUCGCGAUACGUGGCAACGCGGCCAUUUUCAAAUGUCAAGUUCCCUCCUUCGUAGCAGACCACGUGGAUGUUGUAGGUUGGAUCGACUCGAAUGGCGGAAGUUAUGUUGCCGACGACCAGUCAUACGAUGGAAAAUACUUGGUUUUGCCCUCUGGAGAAUUGCACAUCAGAGAUGUUGGACCUGAAGACGGAUACAAGACCUAUCAAUGCCGCACGAAACACAGACUCACCGGAGAAACAAGAUUAUCUGCUACUAAGGGACGUCUCGUCAUUACCGAGCCCGUUGGAAGCGUACGCCCAAAGAUUCCUUCUACAGAUGACAUCCGUGGCUUCAGAGCACUAGUCAACGGUUCGCAAGCCCUGUUGUGCCCAGCACAGGGGUUCCCCGUUCCUUUGCACAGAUGGUACAAGUUUAUUGAAGGCUCCUCCCGUCGUCAACCUGUUCAGCUAAAUGAUCGUGUUCGUCAGGUCAGCGGUACUUUGAUUAUUCGUGAGGCUCGUGUUGAGGAUUCCGGCAAAUAUCUUUGCAUCGUUAAUAAUUCCGUUGGUGGUGAAAGCGUGGAAACUGUUUUGACCGUUACUGCACCCCUUGCCGCUGAAAUCGAACCCAGCACACAGACAGUUGAUUUUGGAAGACCAGCUACUUUCAAUUGCAACGUUAGAGGCAAUCCGAUUAAGACGAUUUCAUGGUUGAAAGAUGGCAAGCCACUUGGACUCGAGGAACCAGUACUUAGGAUCGAAAGUGUUAAGAAGGAAGACAAGGGAAUGUAUCAAUGCUUCGUUAGAAAUGAUCAGGAAAGUGCUCAAGCUACUGCUGAAUUGAAACUUGGAGGAAGAUUCGAACCACCACAGAUCCGUCAGGCUUUCACCGAGGAGACUCUUCAACCCGGACCCAGCAUGUUCUUGAAGUGUGUUGCCAGUGGAAACCCUACACCAGAAAUAACCUGGGAACUCGAUGGAAAACGGCUAUCUAACACGGAAAGAGGACAAGUAGGACAAUACGUUACGGUCAAUGGUGAUGUCGUCUCUCAUUUGAACAUCUCUAGCAUUCAUACCAACGAUGGAGGUCUUUACAAAUGUAUUGCUGCAUCAAAGGUUGGCUCUGCUGAACACUCUGCUCGUCUUAAUGUUUACGGCUUACCCUUCAUUCGUCAUAUGGACAAGAAAGCUAUCGUCGCUGGUGAAACUCUACGUGUUACUUGCCCCGUUGCUGGUUAUCCUAUCGAAAGUAUUGUAUGGGAACGUGACACCAGGGUACUUCCGAUCAACAGAAAACAAAAGGUCUUCCCGAAUGGCACUCUCAUCAUUGAAAACGUCGAACGAAUGAGCGAUCAGGCUACGUACACGUGUGUUGCCAGAAAUGCACAAGGUUACAGCGCUCGAGGAACAUUGGAAGUUCAAGUUAUGGUUGCACCGCAGAUCGCGCCCUUUUCGAUCGGGGAUGAACCGGUUAAUUGGGGAGAGCAGGUUUCGGCGAUUUGUAGUAUCGUCAAGGGUGAUUCACCGAUCGAUAUUCAAUGGAGCUUAAACGGCGAACCGAUCACUGCUCGCACGCAUCCAGACAUAACGAUCCAGAAAACAGGCAAAAAGACGUCUCUACUGACCAUCGACUCUGUAACCGCGCACCAUGCUGGCGAGUACAGUUGUGUCGCGAGCAAUUUGGUUGGAUCUGUCACUCGUUCGGCCGUUCUCUCAGUUAAUGUCGCACCACAAAUAGCACCGAUAUCCUUUGGCGAAGAACCGGUCAACGCAGGUGACUUAAUCUCCAUACAAUGCGUCGUUACUAAGGGCGAUUCUCCUCUGGAGGUCACUUGGACGUUCGAUGGUCGUCCUAUAAAUCACGAUCGGAUGGAUGUGAUUGUAUCUGAUUCCGGAAAACGCGUGAAGCAAUUGAUCAUCGAGUCCGUCGCUGCGAGACAUGCCGGGGAAUAUACCUGUGUUGCAUCAAAUGCGGCUGGUUCAACGUCUCAUUCGGCCAAGUUGGACGUCAACGUCUCCCCGCAUCUGCAGCCGUUCUCGUUCGAUGAGGCCAACUCCGGUGAUCUGAUAAUCGUCCAUUGCGCGGUCGUAAAGGGGGACACGCCGAUUUCGCUCAAGUGGUUGUUCGAGGGACGCCAUUUAGAAGUAGGAGACGGAGUGGGUAUCACCGCGUUGGGGGAUAGAGUAUCGGCCUUGACGAUACCGACCGUAAGGGGAGAACAUGCCGGAGAAUAUGCUUGCGUCGCCGAUAAUCCAGCCGGUCGUGCUAGGCACAGUGCACAUCUCAAAGUGAACGUGCCACCUCGUUGGAUUUUGGAACCUACUGAUAAAGCUUUCGCACAAGGCUCUGAUGCACGCGUUGAAUGUAAAGCCGAUGGUUUCCCGAAGCCCCAGAUCACAUGGAAGAGAGCUGCUGGAGAUACUCCUGGUGAUUAUACUGACUUGAAAUUGAGCAAUCCCGAUAUUAGUGUUGAAGAUGGAACCCUCUCGAUCAAUAACAUUCAAAAGACCAAUGAAGGCUACUAUCUUUGCGAGGCUGUUAACGGUAUUGGAGCUGGACUUUCUGCUGUCAUUCUCAUCUCUGUUCAAGCACCUCCUCACUUUGAGAUCAAGCUCAGAAAUCAGACCGCACGACGUGGUGAACCAGCUGUAUUACAAUGCGAGGCACAAGGCGAGAAACCAAUUGGCAUUUUAUGGAACAUGAACAACAAGAGGCUCGACCCGAAGAGUGAUUCACGUUAUACCAUUCGAGAAGAGAUUUUGGCUAAUGGUGUUCUGUCUGAUCUUAGUAUUAAGAGAACUGAAAGAACUGACUCGGCUUUGUUUACCUGUGUUGCAACGAAUGCUUUUGGCAGUGAUGAUACAAGCAUCAACAUGAUUGUUCAAGAGGUACCGGAAGUUCCUUAUGGUCUUAAAGUAUUGGAUAAGUCUGGACGUUCAGUUCAAUUGUCAUGGGCAGCUCCAUACGACGGAAAUAGUCCCAUUAAACGAUACGUUAUCGAAUACAAAAUCAGCAAGGGCUCCUGGGAAACCGAUAUCGAUAAAGUACUUGUGCCUGGCUCUCAACAAAACGUAGCUGGUGUGUUCAAUCUGAGACCUGCCACGACUUAUCAUCUCCGAAUUGUCGCUGAAAACGAAAUUGGAACGUCUGACCCAUCUGAUACCGUAACUAUUAUCACUGCCGAAGAAGCUCCAAGUGGCCCACCUACUUCCGUCAGAGUCGAUGCUCUUGAUCAACAUACUCUCAAGGUAACCUGGAAACCACCCCCACGUGAAGACUGGAACGGCGAGAUUCUUGGCUAUUAUGUCGGCUACAGGCUUUCAUCCUCAGACAAACCAUACAUGUUUGAAACUGUUGAAUUCUCUAAGGAAGAUGGAAAGGAACAUCACUUGCAGAUCAUGAAUCUUAAGACCUACACUCAAUACAGCGUCGUUGUUCAAGCAUUCAACAAAGUUGGUUCUGGACCGAUGAGCGAGGAACGAAGACAACACACGGCCGAAGGUGUACCCGAACAACCACCCCACGAUACGACUUGUACUACUCUCACUUCGCAAACUAUCAGAGUUUCAUGGAUGUCGCCUCCUCUUAGUGCUGCAAAUGGUGUUAUUACUGGUUACAAGGUCAUUUACGGUCCAUCUGAUACCUGGUAUGAUGAGAAUACGAAGGAUACCAAGAUCACCUCCUCCAGCGAAACCAUUUUACAUGGCUUGAAGAAAUACACAAAUUACAGCAUGCAAGUUUUGGCCUUUACUUCUGGUGGCGAUGGCGUUAAAUCUGCACCGAUCCAUUGUCAAACUGAACAAGAUGCCCCUGAAGCACCAAUCGCCGUAAAAGCACUCGUCAUGUCUCCUGAAUCGAUUCUCGUUUCUUGGCGCCCACCAAAUCAACCAAAUGGAGUAAUAUCGCAAUACACUGUUUACACUAAAGCUGACAAUGCAGAGGAACCAACUAGCCAGAAAGUACCACCAAAUCAAUUGACUUACGAAGCUACUGGACUUGAUAAACAACGUAGAUACCAAUUCUGGGUAACUGCUAGCACGAACAUUGGUGAAGGAGAAGCUUCUAAGAUUGUGACAUUGGGACCAAGUGUACGAGUACCGGCCAAGAUUGCAUCAUUCGACGACAAAUUCACUGCGACUUACAAGGAAGAUGUAAAACUACCCUGUCUUGCUGUUGGCGUACCUGCACCGGAAGUAACAUGGAAAGUACGAGGCUCUGUUCUUCAACCCAGUGACAGAUUGAGACAAUUACCAGAAGGAUCUCUAUUCAUUAAAGAAGUCGACCGUGCCGAUGCUGGAGAAUAUUCAUGCUAUGUUGAAAACUCUUUUGGACAUGAUACCGUUACUCACCAACUCAUCGUUAAUGCUCCACCACAUUCACCACAAGUCACUCUUACUGCUACCACCACGAAUUCGCUUACGAUGAAAUUGCGACCUCACCCAACUGAUAAUGCACCUAUUCAUGGAUAUACGAUUCACUACAAACCUGAGUUUGGCGACUGGGAAACUGUUCAAAUUAGUUCUACGGCACAGAAAUAUACUUUGGAAAACUUAUGGUGCGGUUCUCGAUAUCAGAUCUAUGUUACGGCUUAUAAUGGCAUUGGCACUGGCGACCCAUCAGAUAUUUUGAACACUCGUACCAAAGGAUCUAAACCCAUCAUUCCUGAAGCAGCAAGAUUUAUUGAAGUAUCAACCAACAGCAUUACUCUUCACUUGAGCGCUUGGUCUGACGGUGGCUGCCCCAUGUUAUACUUUGUCGUUGAGCAUAAGAAGAAGCAUCAGCAAGAAUGGAAUCAGGUAUCGAACAAUGUUAAACCAGGCGGUAACUUCGUAGUUUUGGAUUUGGACCCUGCUAGCUGGUAUCAUCUUCGUGUUACGGCUCAUAAUAAUGCCGGAUUCGCGGUAGCCGAGUAUGAAUUUGCAACUUUGACUGUAACUGGAGGUACGAUUGCUCCGCCGGUACGUAACGAUGAUAACAAGAAUACCGACGUCAGACGUUAUUUCCCAUGGUUACCGAGUUGGCUCGAUGUUAACGUUGUAGUACCGGUUGGAGCUACGAUCGUUGUCAUUAUCGUAGGAAUUGUCGUCAUUUGCGUCGCAUUGUCUAGACGAACCCGAGGCCCGGAACAAACACGGCUGCGAGGUAUCUCUUCAGCCGACGAGAAAUAUUACGAGGGACAAUAUGAUGUAGUAUAUCAACAAACCGGUGUUGGUGGCGCUACACUCGACAAACGCAGGCCUGAUCUCCGAGAUGAAUUAGGAUACAUCGCACCACCGAAUCGCAAACUUCCACCUGUUCCUGGCUCCAACUAUAACACUUGCGAUCGCAUCAAGCGAGGUACAGUGAUAAGUACAACAGGUUCGUUGAGAAGCCAUUCAACGUGGGAUCCAAGGAGGCACAUGUAUGAGGAAUUAAAUCAUUGUGCACCAAGCAGAAGGUGCCCACCUCCACCGCGUAUGGGCAGUUCGGAGGGCCUCUCUCACAGAGGCAUGGAAGAUGAGAUCUGCCCGUACGCCACUUUCCACUUAUUAGGAUUCCGUGAAGAAAUGGACCCGAGCAAGGCUAUGCAAUUCCAGACUUUCCCUCACCAAGGAAAUGGACAUUCCGGAACUAUGGGACCACCAGUUGGACAUCCGACUAACGCUUCUGCUCACAGUCGCUCUGGAUCUCAAUCUAUGCCCCGUCAGAACGGCCGAUACUCUAGAGUACCAUCCCAAGGAGGUGGCAGCGGAACCCACGUUUUCUCUCCCGAAUAUGACGAUCCUGCUAAUUGCGCUCCUGAAGAAGAUCAAUACGGCUCUCAAUAUGGACAAUACGGUGCUCCUUAUGAUCAUUAUGGAUCUCGUGGAUCGGUUGGCCGUCGUAGCGUUGGAUCUGCUCGUAACUUACCUGUUUCUGGAUCACCUGAACCACCUCCACCACCACCAAGGAAUCACGAUCAGAACAACUCGAGUUUCAACGACAGCAAGGAAAGCAACGAGAUUAGUGAAGCUGAAUGUGACCGUGAUCAACUUGUCAACCGCAACUAUGGCGUGAAUGCUCGCGGCAAGGACGGCAUGACCACCGAGGAGAUGCGUAAACUCAUAGAGAGGAAGCCAAACGAAGCCCCCGGCCGGCAAACCGGUAGUCCCCACGGCGGUCACGGGGGACUCCUCACACCCUACGAUACUGUGGCAGUGUAACCUGUAAAUCCAUCAUCAUCCAUGGUCUUCCGACUCUCUCGUUGACUGCGACCGAAGAUUCGAGAGAAACGGAAACGAAGCGCACGCUAACUCUUCCCCCGGUGCUGUCGUCGGUCCAAUUUGUAAUGAUUUUAAUGAUUUAAAAAAGAAAAAAAAAAAGAAAAACUAAAAAAAAAACAGAAAAACAAAAACAAAUCACAAAAUAACAUCGUCGCGAAUAGAUUCUAAAAUUUGAUGAAUUAAAUUUGAAAAAGGUUGUAUACAUGUUUAUCAGAUGUACGUACGUACGAGACAACGAGCAUCGUCCUCGCGACGAGGACCACCUCCUUCGGCCGUUCUUGACCAUAUCUCGAAUGACUUCUAUAUUCUCGUUGGCCUUUUCUCUUUGUUUUGUCUCUUGUUUAGAUUUCUUCUAAUUUUUUCUUUUUUAUUUCAUUUAUUAGUAUUGACUUUUGAUUUUCCCUCAUUUUAUCAAAGGCCAGACUCGAAACUGCCUCUCUAAUUGACUGCCUAACGAGGACGAAGGAGGUCGAAAAGGUCGACGGCUAAAAAUAAAAAUAAUAACAAUCGAUUAGCGAGUUCGUCACACAAGAGUUGUCUCUUCUCGGAUCUCACGCGCUUCGUGAUACCCGGUAUAGGUUCGCGGACGCUCUCGUACGACAGCGAAACAAAACGAAAUAACAAUAAGGAAAUAGCAUACAAACAUAUAGGAAAUGCAUAUAUGAAAAAAAAAAAAAAGAAAAAAAAAAUAGUAAAACGAAAAAAAACAA
This is a messenger RNA of Vespa velutina, 7547 nucleotides long. It is a transcript of the gene Dscam1, whose product is annotated as Down syndrome cell adhesion molecule-like protein Dscam2. The record is from RefSeq and is a predicted model, not a curated record. Gene Ontology annotation, molecular function: cell-cell adhesion mediator activity. The transcript is spliced from 32 exons. Gene Ontology annotation, cellular component: axon; plasma membrane. Bases 169 to 6777 code for a protein of 2202 amino acids. Gene Ontology annotation, biological process: homophilic cell-cell adhesion; axon guidance; dendrite self-avoidance. NCBI's taxonomy places the organism in Eukaryota, Metazoa, Arthropoda, Insecta, Hymenoptera, Vespidae.